Rotaria sordida is the source of this 681-nucleotide messenger RNA. The record is from the annotation of a GenBank genome assembly. NCBI's taxonomy places the organism in Eukaryota, Metazoa, Rotifera, Eurotatoria, Philodinida, Philodinidae.
AUGGAAGAUUCAUCACUUCUUUUAAAGAUUCAAUUUUCUUCUGAAACACAAUCAUUAAAUCAAUAUUAUUAUCAAAAUUUUAUCAUACCAAAUAAACAUCGUAUUGUUUCACUUCAUUUUCAUAAUGAAUCAAUUCUCUAUAAAUUCUUAAAUAUAUGUACUAUUGAUUCAUCAUUUAAUCGUCUUGAAUCACUUAUUCUUAAUAGAAUUUCAACAUUUAAAUUAGCAAUACUUCUCUUUCAUUUAAAAUCUUUAACUCGUCCCGUUUCAUUAACUAUUUAUCUUGAGUAUUGUUCUGAUGAUCUUGAGGAUAUUUAUCAAAUUAUUUUUCGUUUAUCUUUCUUAAAAUACUUUGAAUUAGUAAUAUCAGAAUAUGAAGAAUCAGAUAUAGCUAUAUCAUAUGCUACUAAUGAACAAUAUUCUAGAAUUAAAUAUCUGAGUAUCUAUCAUCAUUAUACUUUCAAUGAACUUACGUAUAUACUUUCUUGUACAUCUCAACUUACUCAUCUAUAUUGUUUCUAUAUAUCUCAAUCAGAUGAAAUUAUUGAACAUCAAAUCUUGAUGACAUUGCCUAAUUUAAUACAUAUUACUCUUUGUUUAUAUGAUAUAGAUUUCGAUGAAUUUAAACAAUUCAUUAUUCAAAUAUCUUCUCAAUUGAAAUGUUUAAGUGUUACAAUUCAA